Molecule: messenger RNA, 1974 nt
Organism: Nannizzia gypsea CBS 118893
Lineage: Eukaryota; Fungi; Ascomycota; Eurotiomycetes; Onygenales; Arthrodermataceae
Product: 5-aminolevulinate synthase
Exons: 2
Coding region: 1-1974 (657 amino acids)
Biological process (GO): heme biosynthetic process
Cellular component (GO): mitochondrion
Molecular function (GO): 5-aminolevulinate synthase activity; pyridoxal phosphate binding
Source: RefSeq, a predicted model, not a curated record
AUGGAGUCUCUGCUUCAGCAGUCCCGCGCCCUCUGCCCGUUCCUGAAGAAGACUGCCCCGGCUACGUUGCGAGCGCUCUCCACCACCACCAAACCGAGUUCUAGCGUCGUCGGAGGCACCACCACCAACCUCCAGGUUGUUGCCAGGCGCUGUCCUGUCAUGGGCAAGGCUCUCGCUGUCCAGAGCGCACGCAUUGCGCUGAGAAGUGGUGAGGCGAGGGCCUUUGGCACCUGUCCUCGCUCGGCUGGCGCUGCUGGCCUCGUCAGGGAGAACCUGCGCCGACGCCAUGGCAAGGCUCUCUGUCCGGAGUCGAAGAAGGGACUGCAUACUACUGCUGCCCAGGCGGCUGUCGUUGGCCAGCAGGCCCGGGGAAAGUCUAGAGCAGUCCCGGUCCCUCCGCGGGUCACCAUCGAGCAGCUUAACUGCGCCAGAGAAGCCUAUGCCGGCCCCAAACCAGCUAUCCCAUCGACUACUGCAAAAUUCGACUAUGAAGGCUUCUACCGAGGCGAGCUGGACAAGAAGCUUAAGGACAAGUCAUACCGCUACUUCAAUAAUAUCAACCGUCUGGCCAAGGAGUUCCCUCGGGCACAUAUGGCAUCCCCGGAGGACAGAGUCACUGUCUGGUGCGCCAACGAUUAUCUCGGCAUGGGCCGCAACCCUCAUGUUUUGAGGAGCAUGCACGAUACACUCGACAACUAUGGAGCUGGUGCUGGAGGAACCCGCAACAUAUCUGGUCACAACCAGCAUGCUGUUGCUCUGGAGAAGACGGUGGCAGAUCUCCAUCGAAAGGAGGCUGCUCUUGUCUUCAGCUCUUGCUAUGUUGCUAACGACGCUACAUUGGCCACGCUUGGUAGCAAGCUACCAGACUGCGUGAUUCUCUCUGAUAGCCUCAACCAUGCUUCUAUGAUCCAGGGUAUCCGCCAUUCUGGUGCCAAAAAGUACGUCUUCAAGCACAAUGACCUCGAGGACUUGGAGAUGAAACUCGCCGCUCUGCCACCUGGUAUCCCUAAGAUUAUUGCCUUCGAGUCCGUUUACAGUAUGUGUGGCUCCGUUGCCCCUAUUGAAGCCAUCUGUGAUCUGGCGGAGAAGUACGGUGCUAUCACCUUCCUUGAUGAAGUACAUGCCGUAGGCAUGUACGGGCCACACGGUGCUGGUGUGGCUGAACAUCUCGACUACGAGGCGUACGCCAACCCUGAAGCAGAUAUCAGGGGUACCGUCAUGGACCGUAUUGACAUCAUUACCGGUACCCUGGGCAAGGCCUAUGGCUGCGUAGGAGGCUACAUUGCUGGAUCCGCAGAUCUGGUCGACACAAUCCGCUCCCUUGCCCCCGGGUUUAUCUUCACCACCUCCUUACCCCCCGCUACCAUGGCAGGUGCGACCACCUCUAUCAAAUAUCAAUCUUCUUAUACCCGUGAUCGUACCAUGCAGCAACUCCACACAAGAGCAGUCAAAUCUGCCCUGGAUGCAAAUGAUAUCCCCGUAAUUCCCAAUCCAUCACACAUCAUCCCGAUUCUCGUUGGAGACGCCGAAGUCGCCAAGAAGGCAUCUGACAUGCUCCUGGAAGACUACGGUAUCUACGUCCAGGCAAUCAACUACCCGACCGUCCCACGCGGCGAAGAGCGUCUCCGCGUUACUCCUACCCCCGGCCACACGAAGGAAUACCGUGACCAUCUUGUUAAGGCUCUCAAGGGCGUCUGGGAACGUCUCGGCAUCCGCAAGACCAGUGACUGGAAGGCGGCCGGUGGCUUCCUCGGCGUAGGAUCAGCCCAUGAGGAGAAGAACCUCCCUCUCUGGAAGGAUGAACAGCUUGGCCUCUCCACUGGUGAGGAGCUGGAGACUGCCAUCGAACGCGAGUUGAAGGCCGAGGUAGAACAUAGAGAGCAUAUGAUCCGUGAAUUGGCUGUUGAAUGCGCAGCUGAGGCAAAGGAGGCUCAAGGCCAACGUGUCAACCAACAUAUUACGGCAUCUGCUUAA